Molecule: messenger RNA, 1913 nt
Organism: Momordica charantia (bitter melon)
Lineage: Eukaryota; Viridiplantae; Streptophyta; Magnoliopsida; Cucurbitales; Cucurbitaceae
Gene: ALDH6B2
Product: aldehyde dehydrogenase 6B2
Biological process (GO): thymine catabolic process; L-valine catabolic process
Cellular component (GO): mitochondrion
Molecular function (GO): methylmalonate-semialdehyde dehydrogenase (acylating, NAD+) activity
Source: RefSeq, a predicted model, not a curated record
AUUAGACCGAGCCUAGACCUAAAACCAAAAAGAGGAGACUAACCCGUACAAUCCAAGCGAUAAGGACUAGUAUUGUUUACUUGAAUGCUGAGUCAUGUCCUCAUAAGAACUCAUCAAAUCAAACUAUAUUCGUAAAGAUUAUGCAAAAAUUGAUACGGAAUUUCAUAAUCAAUUUUCUUCUUUAAUCCGCGCCGGAGAAAAAUGUUGCAGUUUUCGAUUUGCCGAGUGAGGAAAUUCACUGUUCUGCGGCCUCAGAUCUUUGCUUUUGGAAAUCCUCGUUUCUCCACCUCCGCUGAACCGUCUUCUAAGUGUAAUCCUCCGAGAGUUCCAAAUCUUAUAGGAGGGAAUUUUGUUGAUUCUCAAUCCUCAGCAUUCAUAGAUGUCAUAAAUCCAGCAACACAAGAAGUUGUUUCUCAAGUUCCAUUGACUACAAAUGAAGAAUUUAAAGCUGCAGUGUCUGCAGCAAAGCAGGCAUUUCCUGCAUGGCGGAAUACUCCAGUUACAACUCGUCAACGAGUUAUGUUGAAGCUUCAAGAACUUAUUAGGCGAGAUAUUGACAAACUUGCUCUAAAUAUUACUUCAGAACAAGGAAAAACAUUAAAGGAUGCUCAUGGAGAUGUAUUCCGUGGGCUAGAGGUUGUGGAACAUGCAUGUGGAAUGGCAUCUCUGCAAAUGGGGGAGUAUGUCUCUAAUGUGUCUCAUGGAAUUGAUACCUACAGCAUCAGAGAGCCUCUUGGAGUUUGUGCUGGGAUUUGUCCAUUCAAUUUUCCAGCCAUGAUCCCCCUAUGGAUGUUCCCAGUUGCUGUUACAUGUGGGAAUACUUUUGUUUUGAAGCCUUCAGAAAAAGAUCCAGGGGCUUCUAUAAUUCUUGCAGAGUUAGCAAUGGAAGCUGGAUUGCCUAAUGGUGUCCUAAAUGUGGUUCAUGGUACUAAUGAUGUCGUCAAUGCUAUUUGUGAUGAUGAAGAUAUUAAGGCAAUAUCAUUUGUCGGUUCAAACAUUGCGGGCAUGCAUAUAUAUUCAAGGGGAUCAGCUAAAGGAAAACGUGUUCAGUCUAAUAUGGGGGCAAAAAAUCAUGCGAUUGUCUUGCCCGAUGCAAGCAUAGAUGCUACUUUGAAUGCUUUGGUUGCUGCUGGAUUUGGUGCUGCUGGACAAAGGUGCAUGGCACUCAGUACAGUUGUCUUCGUUGGAGACUCCAAGUUGUGGGAGGAUAAACUUGUAGAACGUGCUAAAACUCUCAAGGUAAAUUCUGGAAUGGAACCUGAUGCAGAUCUUGGUCCAGUAAUUAGCAAGCAGGCAAAGGAGAGGAUUCACAGAUUAGUUCAAUCUGGCAUUGAUAGUGGAGCCAGGCUACUGCUAGAUGGGAGAAAUAUAGUGGUUCCCGGAUACGAGCAGGGCAAUUUUAUUGGCCCUACUAUAUUAUCAGAUGUGACAGCUGCCAUGGAAUGCUAUAAGGAAGAAAUAUUUGGCCCAGUUCUGCUUUGCAUGCAGGCCGAAAGUUUAGAGGAGGCCAUUAACAUUGUUAACGGAAAUAGGUAUGGCAAUGGAGCUUCCAUAUUCACCACAUCCGGCAUAGCGGCAAGGAAGUUUCAGACGGAGAUUGAGGCUGGACAGGUUGGGAUCAACGUUCCGAUUCCAGUUCCGUUGCCCUUCUUCUCAUUCACCGGCUCCAAGGCAUCUUUUGCUGGGGAUCUCAAUUUUUAUGGCAAGGCUGGAGUUAACUUCUUCACUCAAAUCAAAACAGUGACACAACAAUGGAAAGACUCAGCUGGGGGAAAUACAGUUAACCUUGCAAUGCCAACCUCUAUGAAGUCAUAGGUUUCCUUUCAUUUUGUUGUAAUUACUUUUUAUAAACCUUAUGCAGCUCUUCUCAGUGCAUAUAAUAAAUAAAUACUCUUCUUUCCCACCUUUUUUUA